CAGACAUGAGGCAGUGCUGAGAGCCCGGCGGAGAGCUGCGGAGCUGAAAUGAAGCGCACACACGGAGGGGCUCACACCGUGCAGUGCCGUGCGGCUCAGGAAGAGGCUCCGCGCCGCUAAAGCUGAAGGCUGCUCCGGCUGAAUGAAGGGCUCCGUCCAUGCGGAGGCUAGCGCUCAUUCUGCUGCCCUGUGCUGUCGCCGUCCUGGUGCACUUGUGGUUGGCACAACGACCCUCCUUCUCCCCGCUGGACAACAACACACUCUCGGAUGAACCACUACCUUUCUAUGAAGUUCUGGUGGGAGUGCUGUCAGCGAGACACCAUUAUGAACUGCGACAAGCGAUAAGAGAGACAUGGCUGGGCUACCUCCAAGAUCACCCCCACUUCCAGCACAGGGUAGGGGUGAAGUUUAUCGUGGGUGAACAUGGGUGUCCCAUUCCAGAGGAGGACAGAGAGGAUCCAUACUCCUGCUCCCUGCUGAACUUCACCGAGCCAGUAACAGGGCAGGAUGCAGACAUAGAGAUUGUGACCGUGUCGGACCCCUCGGUGCUCGCCCCCUCUGACGUGUCCGCCAUCGCCCUGGAUUUUAAGGUCCUCCACCCAGUGGUGAUAACAAGACUGGGGAUGUUUCCCAGCGGGACCCGGCCUGAGCUUCAAAGCAACGUGACGGUGAAGCUUCUCCAGCUGGACCAGGAGGAGGCUGUGGUUACUGCUCGCUUCAGCUCCAUCAGCACUGGGACCAUGGUGAACUGGGUGUGGUACAAACCAGUGGAGCAGUUCAUCUUGCCUAAGGGUUUCGAGGGGACACUGGUUUGGGAGAGUCUGGACUCGGCUGCAUUGACCACAGUCAACUCCUCCUCCGUGAAGCUCAAUGAUGGAGGAGGUGUUCUCAAGUUCUCCUCUAUUGCAGAGGGCAUAUUGCCUCAUAGAAGUGCUCUUGGAUUUCCUGGCCUGGCCGGGGGGUUCACAUUCACUAUCUACGAUGGGGACGGUCUGUCGGGGCUCCUGCGGGGCCGCCCAGCCAGGAUGGAGCACCAUGCCUCCAGGCUGAGGCAGGAGGAUGCCACCUUGCAGGAGGAGAGCCUGAGGCACGGAGACAUUGUGUUCGUAGACGUGGUAGACACCUACAGGAACGUGCCUUCCAAACUGCUUCAAUUCUAUAAAUGGUCUGUGGGAAAUGCUGACUUUAAUCUACUGCUGAAGACGGAUGAUGAUUGUUACAUCGAUGUGGACUCAGUAUUAAUGAAGAUUGACCACAAGGGUCUCAAACGCAGCAAUUUCUGGUGGGGGAAUUUCAGGCAGAGCUGGGCAGUGGAUCGCAUCGGGAAGUGGCAGGAGUUGGAGUAUGCCAGUCCGGCCUACCCGGCGUUUGCCUGCGGCUCCGGCUACGUGGUCUCUCGUGACCUGGUCCAGUGGCUCGCCAGUAAUGCAGAGAAACUGAAGGCCUACCAGGGAGAGGAUGUGAGCAUGGGGAUAUGGAUGGCAGCUGUUGGACCACAGAAAUAUCAGGACCCCGGCUGGCUGUGUGAGAAAGAGUGCUACCUGGACAUGCUGUCGUCUCCUCAGCACACAGCCAAGGAGCUGCACAUCCUCUGGGACAGAAAGAGGGUCUGUGGAGACCCCUGCGGCUGUCCCUGGGACCACUGAAUGUGGUUAAGACCACACUCACCACGUGGCACUGUGGGUAAAAUGCACUCAACACUGGUUGUCAGUUCAGUUGCUGUGAUUUCCUUAAAACACCAAACUGAGCCAUUGUCGGUUUAUUAUUAUUAUUAUUAUUAUCAUUAUUAUUGUUGUUAUAGAGGCACUUCGAUUUUGCAAUGUGGGACUUUCUGUUGAAAAAUAAUCUUGGGAACUUUGCUAGUUCUGAAUAUUAACAAAAUACUGCACAGACAUCAUAAAGCUUUUGCAGCUUCAGAAUACGUUUAAAACUCACAUUUAGCCAUAGCAUCUUGUCAAUAUUUGUAUUAUGAACUCUGUUAUUACAUUUGAAAAUGUCUUUAAAGGAACAGAGAAAAUAAGGGAAAAGACUGUGGAUUAUAAAAUGCUUUAGUUGUGUAAACUGUCAGGGAUCGACUAGAACCAUGUGCAAUACCAGCAUGUGACGGUUAUUGUGUACAGAAUCUGUAAGACUUGAGUACUUUCGAAAAUUUUAAUUAUUGGUACUCUUGGUAUUGGUACAGACUUAAACCUUUUGGUUUAAAACAGAUACUUGAUGGCAUUUUAAAGAUAAUUACUCUACAUUGCUAUAUUUUGAAAAUUAUUGUCUUAAGCUUUUCAUGCUCUAUAACUAUUUCUAGAUUUAUGAUGAGCUUUCUCACAAACACACAGUUUGUACUGUAACUGUUAUCGUGCAAAUAGUGAUGUGGCCUUACUGUAUUUGUUAGGCGUCAUAUGGUAUGUAUGUUAACACUUGUGAUAUGAACACAGAUUUUUGGAACUUGACGAAGCAGUCGGAGCGACUGUGAAAUACAUUCAUUCAUUUAACACGGUUUUAUGAAAGCUUCCUCAAAGGUAAUAAAGAACACUUAAGAGAGGC
Amphiprion ocellaris (clown anemonefish) is the source of this 2538-nucleotide messenger RNA. It is a transcript of the gene b3galnt2, whose product is annotated as beta-1,3-N-acetylgalactosaminyltransferase 2. Gene Ontology annotation, molecular function: hexosyltransferase activity. NCBI's taxonomy places the organism in Eukaryota, Metazoa, Chordata, Actinopteri, Pomacentridae. The transcript has 12 exons. The coding region runs from base 159 to 1646 and encodes 495 amino acids. Gene Ontology annotation, cellular component: membrane. The record is from RefSeq and is a predicted model, not a curated record.